AUGUGGCAAAGAAUUCGUGCGAACCCAAUCGAAUGGCCAGUGCGGUAUGCGACCCGUAAUCUGGGUAUUCAUUUCAUGCCGCCAGGCAAAGUCUCCAUCGUCGAACGAUUCGGAGGAUAUACCAAGGCUUUGACUCACGGAACCCAUCUAUUGAUUCCCUUUGUUGACCGAAUUGUAAGCGUUUUAUCUGUAGAAGAGACGUCUGUCCCCUUGUUCCCAAUCGAAGCCUCUACCUGGGAUAGUAAGAUGGUUUCCCAGGACUCAGUACUUCAAUACCGGGUUUUUGACCCGGUGAUGGCAGCAAAUCCUGAUAACCCGUUGCGUUUACUGAUUCUAUUUGGUGUGGGGAAGUCUUGUUCUUCCAUCAGGUUAAUCACCUUGGACAAAGUUCCUGAAACUCUACACAGAAUCAACAAGGAGAUUCUGAACCCGGAAGGGCAGGGCGGUGACGCUUCUGCUGUAUCAGGCGGCAGGCCAAAAAGCGGCUCGUCGUCAAUGGCGAUAUACAGUUGCAGAAACCUUGGACUUCCGGCAAUGAAUCUGCUCAGAGUUAAAAGGAAUACUCAUGUUCCAACAGUUAAUCCUGGAGGAAUAGCUGCUCCGGACCACAUCAGAUAA
Oldenlandia corymbosa var. corymbosa is the source of this 618-nucleotide messenger RNA. Lineage: Eukaryota; Viridiplantae; Streptophyta; Magnoliopsida; Gentianales; Rubiaceae. The record is from the annotation of a GenBank genome assembly.